Messenger RNA from Helianthus annuus (common sunflower), 1910 nucleotides. Its product is annotated as pentatricopeptide repeat-containing protein At3g22470, mitochondrial-like. The transcript has a single exon. The coding region runs from base 94 to 1848 and encodes 584 amino acids. Lineage: Eukaryota; Viridiplantae; Streptophyta; Magnoliopsida; Asterales; Asteraceae. The record is from RefSeq and is a predicted model, not a curated record. Gene Ontology annotation, molecular function: protein binding.
GUUCGGGCAGGUCAGCCUGUGAGUUAGUGUUUUGCUUCCUCUCCAGCACCUGAUCUUUUCUGCCUGAUUGAUUUGAAAUUGAAAGUAAGGUCCAUGAACUGCACAAGAAUUCGACUUCCUGCUUCAACCUCUCAUCUCAAUCAAAGAAUUCUGCAUCUCAAAAAUGGUUCAGGACCCACCAAGGUGAAUGACGCCCUCCAACUGUUUGAUGAAAUGCUUCAAAGACAACCUCCCCCUAACAUCAUCCAACUUAAUCAGCUCAUCACUCUUAUUGUAAAGAUGAAGCAAUACUCCACUGCCCUUAUACGUUUAAAGCAAAUGAAGCUGAUGGGUAUUCCUGCUAAUAUCUAUACUAUCAACAUCUCUAUUAACUGUCAUUGCCGGUUGAAUCAAGUUGCUUACGGUUUUGCCCUACUGGCAACCAUCUUCAAGCAAGGGCAUCCACCUAGUUUGGCCACCUAUACUACUCUCAUUCAUGGACUUGUUCUUGCUGAUAGGGUCUUUGAAGCUGUUGAGUUGUUCAAGAAGCUGCUUAGAGAGAAAGUUUGUGAGCCUGAUCAAGUUAUGUAUGGAAGCAUUAUUAAUGGGCUCUGUAAAGUAGGUCACACUAGCAAGGCCCUUGAACUGCUCAGGUUCAUGGAAUCAGGCUCUUGUAAACCAGGUGUAGCACAGUACAGUGCAGUCAUCGAUAGCCUUUGCAAAGAUCGAAUGGUUGAUCAUGCAUUACAACUAUUUACCAAAAUGACUGAAAAGGGUGUCCUUGCAAAUGUUAUCACUUACAGCUCUUUGAUUCAUGGUCUAUGUAACUUUGGUCAAGAGACAGAAGCUGCAAAAUUGUUGAUUGAUAUGGAGGGGAAAGGAAUAUCUCCGUCAGUGGUUACCUUUAAUAUCUUGGUGGAUUCGUUUUGCAAGAAAGGAUCCGUAAAAGAUGCAGAGCUUGCUGUACAAGCAAUGGUUCGAAGAGGACUAAAUCCAGAUGUAAUCACUUAUAAUGCACUGAUUGAUGGAUACUGUUUACGUGGUGAAAUAAAUGAAGCGGAGAAAGUUCUCAAUGGCAUGAUGGAGCAGGAGAUUGUGCCCGACAUCAUCACAUACAACAGCCUGAUAAAUGGAUAUUGUAAGAAGAAGAGAAUCAACAAGGCCAUGGGUCUCUUUCAGGAAAUCCAAGACAAGGGUUUGAUUCCUGAUGAUUUUACUUACAGUAGCAUGUUACAAGGUUUGUAUGAUUCAGGGAAUCCUGCAGCGGCUAAAGAACUCUUUAACGAGAUGCAAGCAAAGGGCCACACUCCAACUGUAUGGACUUACGGUAUCUUGUUCCAUGGAAUGUGCAAAAACUCCCAGACAACUGAUGCAUUGGCUCUCUUCCGUUCGCUGGGAAGCAAUGAAUUGAUGAAAGAUAUAGGGUUGUAUAAUAUAUUGAUUAAUGGUUGUAACAAAUCCGGGAAGCCUAACUUAGCUUUGGAUCUGUAUGAUGAACUUGUAUCAAGAGGAUUGAAACCAAAUGUUAGGACCUAUAACGCAGUAAUACGUGUUUAUUGCGAAGAAGGGUUAUUGGUUAAAGGUAAAGAAUUGCUCAGGAAGAUGGAAGAGAGUGGUUGUUUGCCUGAUAGCUUCACAUACAAUAUUAUUGUUCGAGAGUUACUGAAGAAAAACGAGUGUGGAGAGGCUGAGAUAUUUCUUGAAGAGAUGAUAAACCGAGGUUUUAUGCCUGAUCAUGCUACUUUUGAGAAUUUACUAGUCCGGAUCCCAAAUGUAGGAAAAGAUUCUCGUUUGCGAACUAUUGUUCUAAAGCUAACAAGUGUAGAAAGAAAAGAUGGGGGAAUACCUAAUAUAACAUCUCCGUGUUGACGUUUGUCUUGUUUUUUGAUGGUUUCAAGAUAAUAAUAAAAUUCUAUUAUUAUGCAGGAUAA